AUGGCAGCAACAGCCGUCGGAGCCGUGCCACGUCCAAAGUCGUGUCGCGACUUCAAGACGGCCAUUUUUUGCGCCCGAGUCGCCGAAUUCGAGGCUGUCCGCGUUCUGUUCGAUAUUUUCUGGGACAAUGAUUUUCUGACGGCUAGAGGAGAGGAAGACAUGAACAUCUACUCCUUCGGGGCCGUUGGCAGUCACAAAGUCGUCCUCGUGCGCAUGCAAGAAUCGGAUGGGUUAGGUAAGGCGACGGCGGAAGGCCUGAGUUACUGUCGGUCCACCUUCCCCAACAUUGCGCUUGCUGUUGUCAUCGAUCACGACGCCGCUGUUCCUUUUCAACUCUUUCGGCCCGGCGGAAAAAGGAGCAUCCUCGACGGCAUCGUCUUCAGCCUUGGCUUCUUCCAGCAAAAUCCCACCCAGGAGCAUCUCCCGCAGAGGCAUCUCCCGCAGCAGUGGAUUGACACGCCGAAAAAUCUACCUAGAGGGACACUUCACAGCCUGUCAGAAUCACAACACGACAACGUCGUGGGGAGGCUUCCUAUAUUUUCCUUCCUCGCCAGAAACCGCUUUCACGCGGCCCUCCCCGAGUACCUUGACGACCUGCGAAAGAAAGCUCAGUCACGGGCACAUGCACAGGCUCCAGGGCAUGACGAGAUCCCUGACAUCCACCUGGCUUCCAUUGCUUCCCUCGAUUCCGACCUGGAUGCCACGGAACAUGGGAUUUUCCUGCCUUCAGACACGGAGAACCUCGGCUUGGCUGCCUUGCCGUGCAUCUUCGUCAGUAGUGCCUGCGGCCACGGCCAAGUCCAUACGAGCCAUCCGUCACGGAUGCCCAAUGCUGCCACCACAACGGCAGCCUGUGUCAUGUCGCUGGUGAGGGACAUGGAGCAUCUUUCAUCCCGUGGCCAUACCCACACAAGUGCGUCUGAACCUGCCACACAAACUAUCAGGCAACCUGUCACUUUCGGUGCCAAUGUAGGGAGGCAAAAGAUGCCACCUCGCGUUCAUUUCCUCGUUCCAUACCCGAAGCCGGGCUCCUUUAUCGGUCGCGACAGCAUUCUGCAGAAGCUCGAGGAAACGCUUCAAACGGCCCCUUCGCAGCCGAGAAUUGCUCUCCUCGGCGUCGGCGGCAUCGGGAAAACGCACAUCGCUUUGGCGUAUGCACAUCAGUUCAGCGGCCGAUACCCCGACAGGUCCGUGUUUUGGGUUCACGCGACAAGCGAGGACAGUUUCCACCAGGCCUAUGCGUCCAUCGCUCAAGACUGCCAGAUGCCGGGCUACGAUGAUCCCGACGCCGACGUGCUCUCUCUGGUGAAGUCUUCUCUUGAGAGUCGAAAUAAUGGCUCAUGGCUCUUGAUCAUCGAUGAUGUAAACGACAACUACAUGCUGGGUUCAUCACAGAAUGAACAAGAGGCAAACCCUUCCGCCGAGAAGCGCGACCUGGCAUCUCUGGUCCCUGGCUGCCCACACGGGUAUGUUCUCGUCACAACUCGUAACACUGGCGCGGCCGUCAUGCUUGCUCAAGGCGGUCCCGUUGUCGAGGUUGGCCAAAUGCAGGAACAAGAGUCUGAGGAGCUGAUUCGCGCCGGUCUGGACGGCGUCGACGUGACAGCUGAAGACGUCGGCCUCCUCUCCACUCGAUUGGCACAUUUUCCUCUGGCACUGGCACAGGCUGUAGCGUACAUCAAAACCAACAUUGUUUCCAUCGGCAGGUAUCUCCAGCUGUUGGAUGAGAGUCACGUUCGCAUGCCGUCGGUACUUUCCAACCACCCUGGCAACCUGGGCAGGGUCCUUGGCGCACGAUCUUCUCUCCCUCAUGAGCUUCUGCACCAGGAUUACAUCCCCCUCAUUCUAUUGCUUCACUACAAGGAGCGACGCCGCGGGCAGCCUGGUGCAUCGGUGGCCAGAUGCAAGGAUCCGUCGGAAGAUGCGCAACUCCAGGAAGCUCUCAGCUUACUCAAGGACUUUGUUUUCCUCUGGGAGGAGAAUCAAGACUCCCUGGCCAUGCACAGCCUUGUGCAGUCGGCCACGCGGGACAUGCUCCAGACGAAGGGGUUGACCUCCCACUUUGCCGGUGAAGCGAUGUUGGCAAUCUCCGAGCUCUACCCCUACGGGACGUACGAGAGCCGCAAAGUAUGCGGCGCCUAUCUUCCUCAUGUACAUGCGGUGCUUCGAUACGACCUCGCGGGCACGAAAGUCGAGCGCAUCGCAAAAGCCUCACUUCUCCAUAAUGCCGCCGGAUACUUGGUCUACCGAGGCCAGUGGAACGUCGCAGAAGAGUUCCAACGGCAAGCGGUAGAGAUGAAAGAAAAGCUAUUUGGGAAAAAUCAUGCGUCAACGCUAUCCAGCAUGGCCAACCUGGCGUCGACGUACGACUUUAACGGUCGAUGGAACGAUGCCGAGGCUUUGCAGGCUGACGUGUUGGGGAGGAGAAAGCAGGCACUUGGAGGAGAUCACCCACACACGCUAGCCAGCAUGGUAAGCAUGGCAUCGACAUACAACCAUCAAGGCCGCUGGACAGACUCCGAGGCUUUGCUGACGAAAGUAUUGGAGCUACGAAUGAACCGGCUUGGGGCGGAGCAUGCAGACACGCUCGCAAGUAUGGCUAGCCUGGCUUCGACGUACAAUCUCCAAGGCCGCUGGAAGGAGGCGGAGUCCCUGCAAGAGCAAGUUCUACGGACAAGAAGGCGACUGCUGGGCGAAGAACAUCCGUUAACCCUUGCAAGCAAGGCUGGCCUAGCCGCCAUAUACGACAACCAGGGUCGGUGGGAGGCCGCGGAAAGGUUGCAGACCGAAGUGCUCGAGACGAGGAAAUCAGUGCUCGGGGAGCGGCACCCAGAAACUCUAGCUUGCAUCGCAAGCCUGGCCUCGACGUACAGCAAGCAAGGUCUAUGGAUAGAUUCCGGGGCAUUGCAGGCGUACGUGCUGGAGAAGAGGACGGCUGCGCUGGGGGAGGAUCAUCCUUCUACCCUCAUUAGCAUGAUGAAACUGGCAUCGGUGUACAGCCAGCAGGGUCGCGGCAAGCAGGCCGAAGACCUUCAGUCGCAAGUGCUGCUGCGGAGAAGAAGGAUGUUCGGAGAGGAGCAUCCGGACACCCUUGGGAGCAUGGGCAGCUUGGCAGGGACCUAUGUUCGUCAAGGUCGAUUGCAGGAGGCUGAGGGUUUGCAAAUGGACGUGGUGAAGCUAUUAAAGCGAAACAUUGGAGAAGAGCAUCCAUCCACGCUUGCCAGCAUUGCUAACUUGGCCUGGACUUAUAGCGAGCAAGGCCGUUGGAAGGAAGCCGAGACUCUGCAGGGGCAAGUGCUAGAGGCGAGAGGCCGAGUGUUGGGGGAUGAUCAUCCUGACACGCUUGCCAGCUCGGCAAGCCUUGCGUCGACCUUUUGUCUCAGCGGCCAACUGACAGAGGCCGAGAAAUUGCAGGUACGAGUGGUUCAGAUAGCCAGUCGGGUGCUAGGAACAAAGCACCCAUUUACCCUUGCCAGCAUAUAUGACCUCGAAUCGAUACACAACAAGCAAGGGCGGCAGGAGAUGGCCGAAACGUCCCAGACGCAGGUGCCUUUCGCAGGGAGAAGGCUCACGUUCAAAGGGGGUCAUUCAAGUAGCGCAAAGUCGGAUGGGUUGUUUCGACGGUAUGAAGGCGACUCGGGUUAUGCAUCCGGAUCACGCGUCGCCACGUUGAGGCUGUCGACGACCGGAACGGGACCCGUUCAUGGCGAGAACGCAUCGCCCGAUGCGACGACGGAACAUGGCCAGGAGGCCUCGCGUCGAGGCGAAGAAGAGGCCAAGUCUGUUGCCUCCGACGAGGGCGAUAUCGGCUCGCAAACGUCUGAAGGAACCACCUAUGAAGACUUGACCGGCAAGGCGUUGAUAAGGGUGUUUCUUGCAGAGGAGCCUCGAUUCAGACUGUUAUGCGAGAAUGCCAUGUCCAACAUGAGCAGGCAACGCUUUGUCGAGAACAUGCGCCGGCUUCUGAAGUCCUUGCACAAGGGCCUCUUGAGUGAGGCGAAAAGCGAAGCGGAGAGGGCAGUCGCUGCUCUUCUUUGCAGCAGGCGAGGGAGAUUACGGAUAAGCCAGCAGCUGGUCGAGCAUAUUGAGCAGGAGAAGGAUGAGCUUGUGACCCAUGACCGACUCGACUUGCACGCGUCUCUGCAGGAGAGAUGCGACGUCGAAAAUUGGCUCGCACACGCGUCGGAGACAACGUUCGCGGAACAGAACACGGCCGAUGAUUGUUGGGGCUCGGAGGAAUCGGCUUCGGGUGAUGAGCUGGAAGGGGACGAAUUCCCGCACACAUCGGAGCUGAGGCGCUUCUUACGGAAUUCCCAAUCAUUCCAAGAGGUUUUGGGAGACUUCUUGUCCAUGUUUCUGCCAGCGGACGUGGGAGAUGUGCUUCUAUCCAUCCCGAAAGGAAACGUUUGGCUGUCGCGGGAACAACCUCGGUCGAUGAUCAACAGGAUGAAAGUAUGGGUUGAAGACAAAACACAGGUGACAUGGAACUGGUGGCCACUGGAGCCGUCGAAGCGCGAACUGCGGAAGGGUGAAUGCCGCAUCUUCUGGCAAUGCACGUGCGGUACCCAGCAAUGGGACGAAGUCUCCCUGGACCAACACGAGUUCGUGGAGAAAUUCCUCGCCGUCUGGGACGACAAGCCAACGUCACCGCAUUGGUGCAGGAAGACAGGAUUUCGUGUGCCCCUGUUCGCAAGGUGGUGGAGCGCUUUGCUUCGACGACGUCCCACGGCACCAACAUCGUCGGCAGCUCAAAAGUAUACGCCGUCCGAUCUUCCUGCACCCGCAUCAUCUGGCAGCAUCAAUGUACCAUUUACAACCAGCGGCCGACAUUGCAUCGGCACAGGUACAGUUCGAUCCCACACUCGAGCAGAUGCUGCGGUCGGAUUUCAAGCAUCAUCCACCAUGCAGCCGCCGGGUAGAUCGCAGAGCUUCAUUCUCUUCGGCGUGCAAGGGCCCCGGCGGACUUUGACGCCUGCUCAGAUUCUUGUGACGAGUCGAAGCACCGACUCCAGCGUCUUUCAAGAUUUGCGGGCUUGCUAUCGGACCCAUCGAGGCUGGCUGCGGUAUUGGUUCUCCAUCUGGACGCUGGAUCACUGCACCAUCACCAAGUUCAACCGACUGACGCCGGACCGCAUGGUGCCCGAGUACAAGGACCUCCCGAGGCACACGGAGUACGAGUACAGUCCUCGUGCGGGAUCGGCGGAUGCGCGGAACCCUCCCCUGCGAUCUCACCUAUUUGACGCUCUUUUCUAUACAUGCCAGAGCCCGUGCAACUGGAAGCAUUUUCAUGACUGCAUCCCACCGCCGAAGAGAUCGAUAUACCUGGAACGGAUCCCGAAGAGGACGACGAGUUUCGAAGCGGACGAUACGUCGUCGAUAUGGGGUUUCGAGGCCGUUUUUUCUCCUUCGUUUGCUCGGACGGUUCUUUAUCAUAUCAUCAUCAUCCUUGCGCCCUUUGUUUUCUCUCUCGUUUGGCUUCGCUUUCACCCAGAAGACCUCCAGAAUGCCUAUACUCCGGCGAGCAUAGUUGUAGCCGGCGUGUCCUUGUUUUGGAGUAUGAACACAGCUUGGAUAAGCAGGGGCCAGGAUCGAGAUCCCGAACGCAAGCCCAUGUAG
Drechmeria coniospora is the source of this 5616-nucleotide messenger RNA. RefSeq lists its product as uncharacterized. The record is from RefSeq and is a predicted model, not a curated record. Gene Ontology annotation, biological process: nucleoside metabolic process. Lineage: Eukaryota; Fungi; Ascomycota; Sordariomycetes; Hypocreales; Ophiocordycipitaceae. The coding region runs from base 1 to 5616 and encodes 1871 amino acids. The transcript has 6 exons. Gene Ontology annotation, molecular function: ADP binding; catalytic activity; protein binding.